AGAAACUUUUCUCACCUUUCGCUUUCAAUGCAUCUUUACUCAUUUCUUCAUGUCCCUACUCCAACAACAAAAACCAGAACUUCAUUCAUCUUCCUUCUCCAUUACAAAAAAAACCUAACAUUUAAUCUCUCAAUUAAAUGUUUGUAGAAAUGAAAUUAAGUAGUAUGAUUUUCAAUCACUGAAUUUGUUUCUAGGUUUGCAGGUGUAACCUUGAUCUGUAAAGAUGAUUAGCCUCAAAACUUCAAGGUACAUGUUGGGGAUGAAACUAUGGAGUUAGAGUAUUGAGAGGUCUUGAAAUGGCUAACUUUGGUAGCUCUAAGAGCUAUGUUAACGGUAAGAAAAUAUCUUUUAUUUGUGAUGAUUCUCUAGAAGGAGCGGAGAACAGGAUUCUAGUUGAGAGGGUGGUUGGUGAAUCGUCUCUUCAACGAGAAUUCGAAGAUUUGAGUGUGUCAAAACGCCUAGUGAAAAGUGUUAGCCAGAAGUUGAGAAAGAAGAGUCAUAAAAAUGGUGGGGAGGAAGAGGGUGAAGAGCGGAGAGUUUCUUCUGGAUGCCUUGGUUUGUAUGGAAAAGGUGGCGGUUGUAAAGUGGGUGUAGACACAUGUGAUGAUUUUGGUGAGGGCAGCAAUCGAAGGAAGUCAAUUGUUGGGGAUGAAAUGAAGGGGUACCAGCCUGUUUGUGGCGAUGAUGAAGCUAUGGUUGAUUGUUUUCCGAAUGCUGUUGCAGAGAAAUUUUGGAAGAGAGGUAAUAGAAAGGAGAGAGAAUUUCAAUUUGGAGAACCACCCUCGCGUGAUAGGAUGGACCUUUUGCUUCCAGAUGAUGUUCUAGAAAUGUGUUUCAAGAGACUUCCUCUGACUGCUCUCAUGGCUUCUCGGCUUGUCUGCAAAAAAUGGAGAUAUCUAACAAGCACACCUCGUUUUUUACAAAUGAGGUGUGAUGGUUUGUAUCAGACGCCAUGGUUGUUCCUAUUUGGAGUUGUGAAGAAUGGUUAUUGUGCUGGCCAUGUACAUGCAUUGGAUGUAUCACUUGAUCAGUGGCACAAGAUUGACGCUAAAAUCAUCAAGGGAAAGUUCUUGUUCUCUGUUGCCACUAUUGGAGAUGAUGUGUACGUUGUUGGAGGUUGUUCUAGCUUGACCAGCUUUGGAACAGUUGAUAAGAGCUCCUUUAAAACCCACAAAGGGGUUCUAGUAUUUAGUCCCUUAACCAAGUCUUGGCGGAAAGUAGCUUCGAUGAAGUCAGCUAGAUCAUCAGCUAUUCUUGGAGUUUUUAAGGUCAGUUCUCACUCUUCUAUUUUUCGAAGUCAGAAAGACAGAAAAGAUCGGCGGUUUCCGAGGUCAAGAAUUGGCGGUGUUUCGGAUGUUUACGAGGAUCCUCAUAGGCUUUCAGUAAGACGUCAAUUUGGGAAUGCUUUUGACGAAACUGAUUCUUUAUUAGUGUCCAGGAGUAAAUCUUUUGUCAAACAUGAAAGGAACUUCUCAAAUCCAAAAGGAUUUACUAGGUAUGUUCUGAUUGCUGUAGGUGGUUUAGGAUCUUGGGAUGAACCUUUGGAUUCAGGGGAAAUUUUCGACCCAGUGUCGAAUAGAUGGAUAGAAACCAUGAAAUUGCCGGUAGAUUUCGGAGUCCUUUGUUCUGGUGUUGUUUGUGGUGAGACGUUUUAUGUUUAUUCUGAGACCGACAAACUUGCAGCAUAUGAUUUGGAAAAGGGUAUCUGGGUAGGGAUUCAGAUCACUCAAUCUCCUCCACGUCUUCAUGAAUAUUACCCAAAACUCGUGUCUGCCAAUGAUCGGUUGUUCAUGCUCUCUGUUUCAUGGUGCGGGCAAGAUUUUCAGACUGACAGAAGAGAAAAGGCUGUAAGGAAGUUAUGGGAGCUAGAUCUCGUGCCGCGUACAUGGACUGAAAUCUCUAGACAUCCGGAUGCACCUAUGGACUGGAACGCUUCAUUUGUGGCUGAUAGGGGUCGGAUAUUCGGGAUUGAGAUGUUCAAGAUAUUUGGUCACGUACUGGACUUCUUUACUGUAUGUGAUAUGUCGAGUUCGGAUCUUAAGUGGAAACAUAUUUCAAGAAAACAUGUAGCUCAAGAACUCGAUGCUUCUUCUUGCGUGACCAAGUCAUUAGCAGUAUUGCACCUGUGAUCUUCAAAAAUAACUCCCAUGAGAAUCCGGUGCUGUUAAGAUGACGACGUAUGGAUUUUUCAUGUUGUAGCAUAUCUUCAAAUCUAUUAUUUCUGUUUCUCCAAACUAAUGACAAUUUCAAGAUUUUAUUUUGAGAUCUUAAUGACCAAUGAAAAAGGAAGCUAAUGGAGUAUGCCUCCAUUGCAAUUUGGUGGACUGUUUGGCUUGAGCAUGAUAGGAGACUCUUCCAACGCAAAUCCAAACAGUCGAAGCUGCUCAUUGAUGAUGUCAAACGCCUGGGAAACAAUGAUUGACAUUGUGUAGUGUAGCUUAGCUUGUUCUUGGAUUUUUCUCUGUUUUUGUUUAGCUCUUUGUAGCUGCUUUGUACCACUCUCUGGCACCUCUGUGUGCUAACUCAGCUUUUAAUCUAUCUUGGCCCUUUUCUUGAAAAAAAAAAAGAAAAAAAUGAAGUCGCUUGCAUUUUGCUUUCUCCUG
Messenger RNA from Papaver somniferum (opium poppy), 2603 nucleotides. RefSeq names its product F-box/kelch-repeat protein At5g42350-like. Bases 297 to 2129 code for a protein of 610 amino acids. The transcript has 2 exons. Gene Ontology annotation, cellular component: SCF ubiquitin ligase complex. The record is from RefSeq and is a predicted model, not a curated record. Gene Ontology annotation, molecular function: protein binding. Lineage: Eukaryota; Viridiplantae; Streptophyta; Magnoliopsida; Ranunculales; Papaveraceae.